Schistosoma rodhaini is the source of this 4508-nucleotide messenger RNA. NCBI's taxonomy places the organism in Eukaryota, Metazoa, Platyhelminthes, Trematoda, Strigeidida, Schistosomatidae. The record is from the annotation of a GenBank genome assembly.
CACCAACCAACGUUCAGGGCAAGGAAAAUGGGCCAAUGAGGAAAUACAUGUAUUUAUUGGACGACAGUAACAAUAGUGAUUAUAGGAGUAGUAGUAGUAGUUCUCAUGUCCUACUUAAAUUUGUUUUUAUAUUAUCAUUAUUAUUAUUACUACUAACGUUAUUAUGAUGGCUGUUUCCUUACUAUUUGAUGUUUGUGCUUUCCUCCCACUUUUAGUUAUUUAAAUUAACGAAUUGGAGAACAGAUUUCUCUUCUAUAUAUGCUUGUCAUAUCUAUGAAGAAGAAAACAAACAAAACAUCAUAAAUGAAUAAAAAUAAAAGAAGAAACAGGAAAAGAAAAUAAUCUUAAACUAUUCCAAAGACAAAAACAUUAAUGUCUGUCAAACGAAUAAAAAUCAAAUUAUCUUUAACUAGAUGUAUGAAUGUAUUGAACUGGAAUUUUCACUGUUAUUCAAAAAGACAUGGAUCCACUAGAUGUUUGUUAUGUUUAUUUGAAUUACAACCAUUUAAUUGAAUAAAUUUUUUGAUUUGUAAACGAUCGGAAAACAACAAUAUUUCUUAAGAGUGUAAAUGACAGUGAUAAUAAAUUGGAUUUCAUAUAAUCUGGAUGAAUGUAUUAUGUUAUUAUUGUUGAUGGGGAACAUAAAAGAUGAACAUAAAUAAAACUGAAUAAUCUCAUGAUUUAUGAGGUACAUUUCAAUUGUAUAUGAUAGAUAGUGAAUUAGUUAAAGUAUGAUUUUAUUUAUAUUUGAAGAAUAUGUGUUAAAAUUGAUUCAAACCUGUUUGUUAUUCGCUUUAUACAUUACAACAAUCAAUCAUCAUUACAAUUUACAAAAAGAAAUAAUGUUAUACAAAACCAUAGACUUUAUACCUUGUUGGAUAUUUCAUCUCCCAUUGUUACAUGGAAGUCGUCAUCAGCAAAAUUUCACUCAAAAAUUACGAGAUUACACUCAACAUCGUAACCGACAACAACCAAGUAGCUAUCAAGUUAACAAACAAUAUCAAAAUGGAGAACAACAAAGUUUUAUAAAAUUUGGACAUUUACCGUCAACAUCAAAAAUGAUAACACGACAUGUUUUACUAAACGAUGAUUCAGCUACAACUAUCACAAAUCUAUUGCAUGCUAAGUAUCCUACAUUUGAAUCGUACAACAAGGAUCUUUCGAAAGUUUAUCAUCAUUCAAAGAAUUUAUCUAUGCACUAUUUACCAAAUAAAACAUCCACAAUGAAAGCAAUAAAUGGAUAUGAAGUACACAGAGAUUGCUAUUGGAAUACAGAUGGUAGACAAGAAAUCCCAUGUAUAUUAAAUCCAUAUCCAUUAUAUGAAAUGAUUAGAAAAUUCCCCAAUGUAGAUAUACAUAAAUUAUAUCAUAAUUCUGAAAUAAGUUUGUCUCAGCCUUUCAAUCAUAAACAGAAAUUAAUUAAAAUGAUACUAACUUAUGAAACUGGUGAAAAUGCUUAUCUUCCAUGUCAUACUUUAGGUGCAGAGGACAGUGAAACAAUUAUUUGGGAGAAAGGACAAAAUCCUUUAUUUGUAUCUACAGUUAGUUUUAUGCAAGAUUCUAGAUUUCGUUUAAAUAUCAGUGAUGAAAAUUACUUCCAUAAUGAAACUUAUCCUUAUAAUAUUAAAACAAAACAUUCUAAAGAUUAUAAUGAAAGAUUUAUAUUAAAAGAUAAUCAAUUAUUUUAUCAAAAUUAUUUAAAUAAAUAUGAUAUUAGAAAUAAUUGGAAACGUCGUCGAUGGGAUUUAAUUAUUGAUUUUAUAACACCAAAAGAUUCAGAUAUUUAUACAUGUAUGCUUAUGGGAAGAACAUCACAAAUGAUCAGUUAUCAUGUAAUUGUAAAUGAAUCAGCCUCUAGAAUCAAUUACAGUCGGAAAAGAUUAAUUACAAUAUCAUCUCCAACCUUGAUUACUAUUGGAUCUGCAUUUAAUCUCACUUGUUCAGUGUAUGUUACAAAAGAUAAAUCAGUUAAUAUAGCAGUAGACUGGUUCCGACCAACUUAUUCAAUUGAAAGCUCUUCAAGUCGACCUAUGAUAUUGGUUAAUCCACAAGUAUUUAACAACAUUUUAUCUAUGCAAUCGGAUUUAAACUCACACAAUUCAAAGUACAGUAAUAUCAGUAAUGUAGUUGGUGAACUUGCUUAUUCAUUUCAACAAAUCACCAGCAGAUCAUCGGUUGGAAUAACCAUUUAUAAACAAGUUACCGGUGAAUUAAAUUAUAACUAUCGUAGUGAAGUACUUCUUACUGUACAGUCAGCCAAAGAAAAUGAUGGUGGUCUUUAUGAAUGUAGAGUGUAUGAAGCAGCAAAUUAUGGACAAGAAAAAAUCAUAGACAGAGCAUUUUUAGAUAUUAUCAUACGCAAAAGGUAUCCCCACAAUUCAUUUGAGCAAAUUGAAUUAAAUGCAAAGCUUAGAAAACUUUUAUCAAUAUUUUGGAAAUUAAAUCCUUCUCAGAAAAAUAAUAAUUUACACGAUCAACAUGCACAAAAUGAUGUGGCAUCCAGAGUUCGAGCGAAAUACGGAAUACAAAAUAUAAGUCAAGAGAAAGAUCAUGAACUUAAAUCAAUCAAUAAUAUCAAUAAACAUUUCUUCAAAGAAAAUGAAGGGAAAUUCAGUUUACUGGAAACACAAAAUCCUCGUAUGAGGGCUCGAACUUUAAAAAAUUCUAACUCUUACUUAUGUGUUUCUCAAAUAUUUUUGUAUUUUUCAAUCAUUUUGCAGAUAAUUUUGAUCAUAAAAUGAAGUAUUUUUAAGGAUUCUUUAUAAUAAACUGCAAAACAAUAAAGUAAUUAAAAUAAACUACAAAAAAAAAAUUCAAACACCCCUCUUGAAGUUUUUAUCCAGUACUUAAAAAAAAUCGAUUAAGAUGAUGAAACACAUCAAUGAACAGCACCUUAUAAUGUGUAUUUGUAUUCCAUAUAGUAUGUACAUACUUAAGAGAGAAACUCUCACAACAAUAUAUCUUUCAUUAUGUUUUCUUGCCAGUUGGUUUUCACAUUUCCGUUAUUUGUUUAUUUUAAUUCUAACUUUCUUGCAUAUUUAUAAAAGACAUUAAAAUCAUUAUGGAUUUCUUUCAUAGAAUUAUUCAAUUAACUGUAUAUAGAUUUAUUUAGGAUUCAAUUAUUUAUGAUAAAUUAUUUUCUUUACCAGAUAACUAACUAGAAAAACUAACUUCUCACAAAUUUUUUUGCUUCACAUUUUUUGUGAUAAAACAAUCGAACACAUUUGUCUAUAAAACAUAUAAUCAUUCAAGAUUAAUCAUUAUCUUUUGUAUAUAUACAGAACCUAAGAAGGAAAAGUUAUAUAUUUGCUUUCUUUAAAGAUACAUAUGUAUAUUUAUAUAAUUCAUCUAAAGGGAUUUACAUUUAAUAAUUAAUUAAGUAGUAGUUUUAAAUUGUUUAAAAUUUUCUAUCCUUAUACCUCAUUGUGUUGUUUUGAAUUUUUAAUGGUUGAGUGGAAGUUUGACAAUAAUAAAUAAAGCAUAAUCAUUUGUAGAUAUCAUUGACCUUGAAUAAAUUGAGUAAUAAGGUAGAUUGUUAUAAAUAAAAUUAAUAUAUUUAUAUUAUUCUAAUUAUUAGAGAUUAUUUAUUGUCUGAAGAAGUGGCCCACAUUGAGUCAAGAAACAUCAGAAAAUCUAUUUUUUUUCUGCUCAUUGGAAUAUCACUAGUAUAUUAAUUUAUUUAAAGUAUAAUAAUGUUUAUCAUGGUAUUUGUAAUAUACAUAUAUGUAUUCCUUCGAUACUGUUCAACGUAAAUCACAUGAUCAUUAUUGAAUGUGUAUGUAAACAAGUAAGCUCUUUUAUUUUAUAAUAUAUUAGAUAUUAUUUUCAACUUGGAUUAAAAAUACUUAUUAUGUACCUGUGAAUAAAUUUUACUAAAUUCAUAUUUGACAAUGUUCAUACUUGUUGUUCUUUCGUUUUUGUAAUGAUAUGUAUAGAUUACAAAUUUUUCUGUUGUUAUUCAAUUUAUUAAACAACCUAUUUGCAAUUAAUCAUAUUGUGGUGUGGGUUGCUUAUAUCAACAUAAAUAGUAUAUGAUGAUGGUCAGGCAUAGAAUGUAUUUCAAUAGAAGAACGGAAACGGAACGUAAUUGGUAUAAAAAUGCUUGUACAAAAAUAAGUGGAGACGAUGGAUUGAUAUUUGCAGAAGGAAUAGUCAAGAUUGCGACAAUUGAUUGAUAGUUUUCAAUUUAACUAUUUACAAUAUAAUUCUCAAAUUUUACUGAGAUAUUCUGUAAUUUUGUGCCUAAAUACAUUCCAUUGUCCCCACCCGUGUUCUCGUUCACUACCCUAUCACCCAAAAUAAACAAAAAAGGGAAAUACCAAAAAUGUACGUUUGUUUAAUUCACUUGUUGAAUUCUCUUUCAUUUGUUUUCUUUUAAAUCUCCUUAUAAUCAUACAGAUGAUUUUUUAAAAAAAAAGACGUAAUCAGAAGUGAAUUGAUAAAACUUAAAUCAGAAGAGGGUUUUGUGGGGAUUUUAAGUAAUUUUAUGGAUGCGCACUGCUGAGGAG